GUGGAGGCGUCGUGGUGAGGCGCAAGCAGCGGCUGCUCGUCAGGUUUGUACCUCACCACGAAGUUCAGAGGGGUGGCGCACUGAGGGGAGAGGACACGUUAGGCAGCAGCAGCAGCAGCAUACACACUAUUCACUUCAUCCAUGGGGUAGAGUUACAGGGGAGUUGUCGAAUAACACAUUGACACUAUGGCGGACAGCGACUCCGGUGAUCGCUACGAGUUUGAUGCCCCAUCGCACGUAGUGGACAUGCUAAUGUUAGCAGAGCAGAAGGCUGAGGGCGAGGACAAGUGGUUUGAACAACAGACCAGUGAUGGCCGCCUUGUUACUCCUCUGAGGACUGACAAAUCCUUCAGGGACAUCCAUGACCUGGACCUGCGUCGAGCCAUCGUAGCCCCGCAGAUCAAGGUGGACGACAUCCCAGCUCCUAUUCCACCCCCACCCCCACCCCCAUCUCCACCCCCAUCUCCAACUCCACCUGCUAACCUGGUCACCUCCUGGGGUGCUGGGUCUCCAGCUCGCACUGGUGCGCGCUCAAAGAGGACCUCUAAUCCCCCAGCACCUCGCAGGGUUUUAAAGCGUAAAGAGGCGUCCAGUGGUCCCGCUCCACCCUUAAAGAAGCACAAAAAAACUCCUGAACCCCGAAAGUCCAGCAGUGUGCUCCGCCGCAGUAAAUGCCCGCAGAACAGCAGGACGGCGCCUAAGAGCCAGGCAGCAGCUUCAGCUACUUCAAACACUUCAAACACAGAGCCAUCUAGCUCUGAAGACCAAGAGAUGGAGCGCAUCAGGACCCUGCAGAAUGAAGUGGCUCUGCAUCGGAAGCAGAACGAGGCCAGCUACAAAGCGGCUCUGGCUGGCAGUGACUGUUUGCAGUUCCAGAAUCGAACCCCCGAUCGCUACCAUCUGCGCAGUCGCAAGAGUAUAAACAAAGGACCCUCGGGGGUGAAGGGGGAUAAGCUGAAACUCACCCAGUCACACACCCCUCACUUGAUGACCCACCGGAGGAACCGCCCCACCGUCACCAAGAGCAGCGCUGAGCUGGAGGAGGAAGAGCUGGAGAAACAGCAGAAGUUUAAAAUCAUCGCCUUGGAGCUGAACCGGAAGAUCCUGAAGAGCGCAGAGUGCCUGAAGAGACCCCCAGUGAAGGAGUCCACAGUGCCUGAAGGCUUCCAGCUGCAGAUUGACAAGAGGCUGCAUGAGAGGCAGACCAAGAGGCCCCAGGAGGCCGAGGAGAAGCAUCCCAGCUUCAGAGCCCAGCCGCUGCCCAGAAAGAUCCUGGAGGGAGUCGUGGGUCUGCCAGACAAGAAGGUUCUGCAACCGACGGUGCCAGAGUCUCCAGCCUUCAUCCUGAAGAAAAGGGUCCGUGUGGAGAAGGUGGAGGAGGUAAAGCAGCCCUCGCCCAUCAAGGCCCCCCCAGUGCCUCACUUUGGGCUCCCCUUCCUGCCCCAGCUGCAGGAGAACCACCACGUGGAGGUGUGUCCGUUCUCCUUCGAAGAGCGGGACCGAGAGAGGAGGGCCCUGAAGGAGAAAAAGCUGGAGGAGAAGCGCAAUGAAGAGGUGCCUCACUUCAAGGCCCAGCCGCUGCCCGCCUUUGACGCCGUGCUCCUCCCCGAGAAGAAGAGGCUGGAGCCCACCAAGCCCGAGCCCUUCAAGCUGCUGCUGGACGAGCGGGGGGCCGUGAAGAGCAGUCGCACAGAGCAGAUGGCCAAAGAGGAGCAGAAGCGUGAGGAGGCUGCAGUAUUCAAAGCCAGGCCCAACACUGUCACUCAUAAAGAGCCUUUCCAGCCUAAAAAAGGCCUGCGGGCUCCAGUGGUCGUGGAGGCCUUUGCGCUGUCGACCGAGAGGCGGGCCCACGAGCGCCAGGAGUUUGAGCGUCUGGCCAAUGACAAGGAGGCUCUCAGGAUGCUGAUGGAGGAGCAGCAGAGACAAGAGGUGGAGCAGAGGGAGAAGGACGACGUCACCAAGAUGCGGAAUGACCAGGUUCACGCUGCUCAGCCCAUCAGACACUACAAACCUGUGGCCGUGAAGAAGAGUGAUGUCCCCCUCACCAUCCCCCACUCCCCAAACUUCUCUGACCGCUUCCGCCUGUGAUCAGGACUCACUCUUUAUUUAACCACUUCAGACAUUGUUGAACGUUUCCCAUUAGUGUGGCACGCUGGAUGUGUUUGAGAUGCCAGGAGCUGCCUUUACUGUCUUGUUAUCUGUUUAGCUUUAGCCACCUGCUGUACAUUAACACUUUUCUAUCAGUGCUUUCAUGUCUUGCCCACACUAUCAUUCCAAGCAGCAUAUUCUAUCCUUUUGCUUCUUUUAUAUACUGCUUUUAAUCAAUAAAGUGUAAGAAUUCCAAAUAA
Gymnodraco acuticeps is the source of this 2348-nucleotide messenger RNA. Its product is annotated as targeting protein for Xklp2-like. Lineage: Eukaryota; Metazoa; Chordata; Actinopteri; Perciformes; Bathydraconidae. Gene Ontology annotation, cellular component: nuclear microtubule; mitotic spindle. Gene Ontology annotation, molecular function: microtubule binding; protein kinase activator activity. The record is from RefSeq and is a predicted model, not a curated record. Gene Ontology annotation, biological process: regulation of mitotic spindle organization; mitotic spindle assembly; activation of protein kinase activity.